Molecule: messenger RNA, 1186 nt
Organism: Morus notabilis
Lineage: Eukaryota; Viridiplantae; Streptophyta; Magnoliopsida; Rosales; Moraceae
Product: germin-like protein
Exons: 1
Coding region: 78-713 (211 amino acids)
Cellular component (GO): cell wall
Molecular function (GO): manganese ion binding
Source: RefSeq, a predicted model, not a curated record
AAUUCCUCACCAAAAAAUCACCACACUAGGAAGUAAAAUAUCAACCAAAACACAAAAGUAUAGUAGUACUAGUCAUCAUGAACAUGAUCAUUCCCAUUUUCUCUCUCUUCUCCCUCCUUUUCUCCUCAUCUCAUGGAGCCAUCCAAGACUUCUGUGUCGCGGACUACUCGGCUCCCCAAGGCCCUGCAGGCUACUCCUGCAAGAACCCCGCGAAAGUCACCGUCGACAGCUUUGUCUACUCGGGACUAGGCAUCACCGGCAACACCACAAACCUCAUCAAAGCAGCGGUAACCACGGCAUUUGACAACCAAUUCCCCGGCGUCAACGGCCUAGGAAUCUCCCUUGCUCGGGCGGACUUAGCCCCUGGUGGGGUCAUCCCUUUCCACACUCACCACGGAGCCUCAGAGAUCAUAAUUGUCAUUGAAGGGUCGCUCUGCGCAGCGUUCGUCUCCUCGGACAACAAGGUCUACCUCAAGAGCCUUAAGAAGGGCGACAUAAUGAUUUUCCCUCAAGGCCUUUUGCACUUCCAACUAAAUGCAGGGAAGAGUAAUGCUUUGUUCUUUGUUGCGUUUAAUAGCCCUAACCCGGGUCUCCAACUUUUGGACUACGCAUUGUUUGGAAACGAUUUGGCCACGGAGUUGGUGGCUGCCGCUUCUUUCCUCGACCCCGCUGAGAUCAAGAGGCUCAAGGCUGUUCUUGGUGGUAGUGGUUAAAUAUUCCAUUCUUUAUAAAGAUUCAGAUUACCUGUCUAAUUUUUGGUGUCACAAAUAAUAUCUAACUGAUCAUAUUACACUACACGUGGUAUAAUGUGGUUGGUCACACAUCAUUUUGAACACCAAGACAUAGUGAUCUAAGUCUUCUAUAGAGAUAUUGUUGUUUAUUUUGUUUGUUUCUUGUGUGAUGGUUGAGAAGGCUUGUAAGUGUAGGAUUCUUGAUGUCGGUGCUUUGUAAUAACAGAGUCCCUGAUGAUUAGGUUUGUUUCUCUUUGUAUGCUUUACUAGUUAACAAACUAAAUGGCGUACAUGAGAAGUCAGUUAAUUUCUUCUUUUUUAGGCUGUGGUCUCUUUUGUUGCUACUUGUUUCCUUGUCUUCAUGUGUUUUUGCUUCAUGCUUCGGUUUCAAGUGAUGUAUUUCGUAACGCCAAAAACAUAAACAAAAUUUGAGGAAAAAUAUAUUUGGCUUUUCA